Messenger RNA from Perca fluviatilis (European perch), 4717 nucleotides. RefSeq names its product inositol polyphosphate-4-phosphatase type II B (gene inpp4b). Bases 503 to 3340 code for a protein of 945 amino acids. Gene Ontology annotation, molecular function: phosphatidylinositol-3,4-bisphosphate 4-phosphatase activity. The record is from RefSeq and is a predicted model, not a curated record. Lineage: Eukaryota; Metazoa; Chordata; Actinopteri; Perciformes; Percidae. Gene Ontology annotation, cellular component: cytoplasm. The transcript is spliced from 25 exons.
UUAAUACGCCAUUAACAAUUAAGGCUAACUCGUUACUUCCAGAGCGGGUUUAAAUUCUUCAAAGUUGUUGUUGAUGCAGCAACGGUUUUUUUGUGUUCCACUUGCAUGGAAGAAUCUGGAAAAGUCUUCAAAACAGCAACAAAAAACGGAGGAUGGACAGGGAUGCUGACGGAAGGGACUAAGGCUCCAUGUGAAGGCUUUCUUUUAGAACAGAGAAACUACAUCUGGACUGCUCACAUGUGGCGGUUGUGGGUGCGCACUGCAGCUACUACUGGAUACAUUUCCCCCCCCCCCUCCUCCUCUUAACUGCUGCCACGGCACUACCACGACAUUACCACAACAAUCACGUGAAAUGGAACCUGUAACAUCUGUACACGCUCUAAGUGCAGAGGAGGCCAUCUGAGGCUGCGUGUGAGCCAGGGAACUGGACUGGACUGUGGUGUUUCGUGGAGGAGGUGGGAGAAGAGGUGGAGGAGGGAGAACUGAGGGGACAGCUGGACAGAUGGAGGACGGCACCCAACAACUGGGACACUGCAUGGUUGACAUGAAGGAGCUGAGUGCCAACCCUGAAGGACUGACCGCUGCCGGUGUUUUUCUAACACCCAAGCUGCCUCAGGUGGAGUUCAGCCUUGCCUGCAAUGAUCUGGUGGCCUCAGGCAGAGACAGGAAGCCCAAUGCGUUGGUCCAGGUGGCUGUCAUAGAUCCCCACAAGCAGCAUCUCGUCUCUCAUGCCUGCACAGAGAUAGUGGAGGCGAACAAAGACCCGCUGUUUCUGACAGGGGUGACCUUCCCUUCAGAGUAUCCUGGUAGCCCGGAGACACUGGUCAAGCUAAGUGUGUAUGAUGCAAAGGACAAGAGCCAGGAAUCAAGCAGCUUCCUGGGUUGUGCCACAUUUUCUGUAGGUGAUCUGCUGAGGGCUAAAGAUGAACGACUGACCUUAAGUCUCAGGUCGUCUGAUGGUGUGUGCGCAGCGGGAACGGUGGUGGUAAGUCGUCUGAAGAUGGGGGAGAUGGAGGAGGUUGACGUAGACCACAUCACCACUGACAUACCAUCACACAAGUGUCCCUUGGUUUGUGAGUCUGCAUCCCACGCCUGCAUCGACAGAGAAAAUAACCCACUGACAGGGCCAGUGUUCAAGAACCCAAUAUGCAAGGUGUACAGAUUUCAAACAGUGGACAGCAAGUGGAUGCUUGUGCGGGAACAAAUGGAGGAGUGCACGUUGUCCUUUAGCAUCCCCAAACAGCUGCUCUCACUGUAUAUUCAGGAGGACCUAAGCAGGGUGCAGGACCUGAAGGAGCUGGGGGAGCUUUCUCCUCACUGGGACAACUUAAGAAAAGAGGUGAUGACACGAUACGGAGGAAUCAUCAGCUCCUACCAAGAGACUUUGGCUGAACUGGACAAGAUUACUGGUCAUUCAUUCAAGCCAAGCUGCUGCAAAGCCCAGAAAUCUCUGGAGUUCAUCCCAAUAAACUUGCACACCCAGCGGAUGAGGGUGACGUGCCCCAGAAAAACAGAUGCAUUCUAUGACGUUGUCACUGUCGGUGCGCCUGCUGCCCAUUUCCAGGGGUUCAAGUGUGGUGGUCUGCAGCGUCUCCUUAGCAGAUAUGAAGCAGAGAAAAAGAGCUUCAGCACUGCCUACCAGUGUAUCUACUACUCCCCAGAGCACACAGCCAAAGCUCAGGAGGUACUCAGCACCGUGAGCCUCCUCCAGCCCCUCAUCACAAGCUUAGCGGACCAGCUCCUCCAGGCUGCCCAGGAGCACUCUUCCCCUGGACUGAGGGAUGCACUCAAGAACCUUUCUGACAAGACAGAACAAUUUGUUCACACGCUUAAGGAUGAAUUGGUCAAGAGUGCACUACUGGCACUGCAUGCAGCGCAGCCCGGAUACAUUUCCAAGAACCAGAAGCAAACCCCGGUGCAGGGAGGCCAACACCAAGGCCACAUCCACCGGGGCAGUGACCAGAAUCAGAGCCCAGUCCAGGGACUUCCAGGCCACAGUCCAGCCACGUCCAUCACUGACAGCACAGCAGUGUGUAAUAACGUGGAAGGAUCCCAAACCACGACUAGAGGCGAAGGUGGGCCGCUGAAGCACCAAGACUCCAUACCACACCAUAAAGAGUAUGACGAGGAGGAAUGGGAUAGGGUGUGGGCCAACGUUGCCAAAUGUCUCAACUGUGUAAUCGCCAUGGUGGAUAAACUCCAGGAAGAAGACAACAACAAGCAGGAGCCAGUCCCUGAGCAGCAGCUCGCUGAUGUCAUCACCUCACACAACCCGGGUGACUGGAGGGAGCAGCUGCGUCCUCUGGUGACCAGGUUAAAGGAGUGUGUGAUGGAGGUGGUGGAGAAGGCAAAGAGAGCCAUGACUUUUGUGCUCCUGCAGGAGGCAGCCUGCAGCAUUCCACAGGGCUUCCUCCUCCAACAGAGGCGAGAUGUGGUCUUCAGUCAAGCACUCGCAGCGUUAGCCUGUGGUUUUGUCAUGAGGCUGUAUGCAGGAAUGCAGGAUCAAGGCUUCCUGAGGCAACUCCACCUAGUUGGCCUGGUUGCCCAGUUUGAGAGUCUGCUCAGCACCUACAGUGAGGAGAUCGGGAUGCUGGAGGACAUGGAGGUUGGAAUCUCAGACCUGCAGAGAGUCACGUUCCAGAUUACAGAAGCUAAAACAGAUGAUCUUAGUGACCUCCAGCCUUUAGUUUGUGGCCGGCGAGACCACUUCACAGUAGAAGUGCCAUUACCACGACUGGUUUUCCAGACCUUGCCAGAGGAGAUCAAGGAGGGCAAGCCUCUACGAGUAUUCCCGGUGCUGUUUAACGUGGGCAUCAAUGAACAGCAAACAAUAGCAGAGAGGUUUGGAGAUAUCUCUCUACAAGAAAGAAUAAACCAGAGGAACUUUGAGAUGUUAGAAGCCUAUUACAAAUCAUUAAGUGAACAGGUGCCACUAGAAUGUCUACCAUGUUUUCAGACACCAACUGACAUAAAGGAAUUACUUGAAACCCUGGGCCAGAAUGUAGUUACAAAGAAGAGAAAGAAUGUGGAGAUACUGUGGAUUGCUGGAACAAUCUGCCGAAGGUUAAAUGGCAUCAGGUUUACCAGCUGUAAAAGUGCCAAAGACCGGACAUCCAUGUCUGUCACAUUAGAGCAGUGUGCCCUCCUACGUGACGAACACCAGCUCAGCAAGGAUUUCUUCAUCCGUGCUCUGGACUGUAUGCGGAGAGAAGGAUGUCGGAUUGAGAACGUUCAAAAGAAUAUUAAAUGCAGGAAAUACGCCUUCAACAUGUUGCAGCUGAUGGCCUUUCCCAAGUGCUACCGACCACCAGAGGGAACUUACGGCAAAGUUGACUCUUGAGGACGUAAGCCAUGUACUGUAAAACCAGUCAUUGUGUGUUACCCAAGUAGUAACUAUGAAAGCUUAUACAUUAUGGUUAAAAUGUUUUAUUGUUGUUUAUUGUAACCAAAAUGACUUCUUGGAUUUUGCUUAUAGUGUGUGUUCAUCGAUUCCCAAGCUGGAUUUGCCAAACGUGUUAUUGUAAAAUUCAUGCACUUUCCAAGUAUUGCCUUGUUUAUUUUUUCAUGGCCUAAGCAGUGCAACUGUGUUGCCAAACCACAGUUUGAGUGUUUGUGUGGCUGUGCAGUAUGUUAACGAUUUGUUUUAAGACGUUAAGCAGUUCAACCUGCAUUUGUGUGCAUGAAGAAUUUUGUGUGUGUGUGUGUGUGUGUGUGUGUGUGUGUGUGUGUGUGUGUGUGUGUGUGUGUGUGUGUGUGUGUGUGUGUGUGUGUGUGUGUGUGUGUGUGUGUGUGUGUGUGUGUGUGAUAGAGAGAGAGACAACAGUAUUAACUAAAAUGUUCACUUACUACCUUUUCUGAGCUAUUUUAGAGGUGAUUCAGUAAAAACUUCGACUUGAGAGUAUUUUUUUGUUAAAUAUGCUGUUCCCAAGGUCGAGAAUAAACUUCCAUGCUACAGUGAUUUUUUGUGGUAUAAACCCCUCUCUACAAUGACUUGGAAACAAUGACUUGUUUAUAGCCUAAUUCCAUGUUUGUUUAUAGCCUAAUUCCAUGUUAUGUCUGUACAGGAAUUUGUCCAUUUCUGCAGUUCUUGAUCAGCUGAUCUGUACAUUUUUAUGGCAUCACAUAUUCAGCUCUAAACUUUUCCUAUAUUGUUUUUGACUGUUGCAGACAUUUUCAUUCAUUUGUAAUAAGUAACAUACCAGUAUUUCAAUGCAUAUGUUGAAUCCUGUUUUCUAACUCAUUCCAUUCUCUUAAUGGUUGCACUUAAUCUUUUUCCAUAAUCUUUUUAUAUCUCAAGGUACAGGCCAGUGAAACCACAUGAGGUACAGUUGGAAGUUGGAAUAAAAUUAGAAUAUUGGACCAUCAUUUCUGAAUACUAUAUAUAAAAUUCAAAUAUUUAUUUUUGUAUUCUUAAACAAUUUUCUUUUAUUCUAAGGGUUGAUACCUUGGACCUUAAUGCGUGUUUGAAAUGUAUUUGUUGUGUUGUACAUUGGAUAUUUACAAUUGUCUAUUUGAAAUAAAAUAAAAUAAUGGAUUGAUAUUUGUGAUUGUAUGAUGAUAUGUGUUCAAUUUCAAAGGUGUGCGUUUAAUGGAACAAGUAAACUACUACAGUUAAAUUAGUCAUGAUUGAUCAUUCAUCAUUAUUUAAUCCAUGUGUUGUAUUAAAAACAUUACCAACUAGCAAGAUAUAUUCAAUUAAAACUAACACUCAAAGGGA